Messenger RNA from Botrytis porri, 555 nucleotides. RefSeq lists its product as uncharacterized. The record is from RefSeq and is a predicted model, not a curated record. Lineage: Eukaryota; Fungi; Ascomycota; Leotiomycetes; Helotiales; Sclerotiniaceae. The transcript has 2 exons. Bases 1 to 555 code for a protein of 184 amino acids.
AUGGAGGAAAGUGACUACGAAAGCUUUUUGGUGGAUGACGAAGGGCAAGAGUUAAAGUAUCCGCCACUUGAAUUAUUUCCACCGGAUCAGGAGAUCAUAUGUCAGUAUUUGGGAGACAUUUCGCCUUUUCCUCGAUAUCUUCGAAGAGGAAUAGCACCGCUUGAGGAUGCAGAUACAUUUACAGGUAUAGUUGCCUCUCUUCUGUUUCUCGGUCAUCCUCCCCUACAACUCCCCCUCCGUGGACUUCUGAAAGAUACUUUCUCUUCAGAUCCUCAUGAGAAUUUCUACGAAGGCGCAGUGGAAGUAUAUGAACCCGAAUUAGAUAGACUUCUGAGAAUUUGUAUUCCGACUAUAUUACGGAAAAGACCUCCCUCGGAACAUGAAGCAGAUUUAGAUCUUCGUGCUUCCAAUCCUGCGUCCAAUAAAUCCUAUGCCGUUGCGAAUUUCUUAGAACUGGAACCAGAUUUAGAUUUGCCUGCCUCUAUCUCAUUGUCCAAAAGACUCUUUUUUGCCGGACAGGAUUUCCUGAAUUUCAACGAGCCUGAAGAACCAUGA